CCAAAAUCACAAGAACCUAAGAGAUCACGUGUGUGGUUAUUGAAAAUGUUUUUGAAAGCAACAAUUUUGGCGUUUCUGCUGGUCGGUCUGGCCGCCGCCGCCGCCUAUGAAAGAAAACCAUACCCGCCUUGCGAUAAGUGUGACUGCGUAGGGAUUGGGUGCAAGGGAAGAUUCCCGGCGGAGGCGGCGGUGGAGUGGCCGGACUUGGUCGGAGUUGAUGAAACAAUUGCGAGGGUGACCAUUGAGCAGACGAAUUCGUAUGUGACGGUGGUGACGAUUAAUGAUUACGAAAAGUGCCCGUAUAUGGGGGAUCGGUGUUGCAAUCGGGUCGUCCUUUGUGUUCAAUAUCACCCCACAAAUAAUGUGACCAAUGUCCCAAUGGUCGGAUAGAAUUGAACAACAAAUUAUAUUCAUAUUCAGAAGGCACAUUUUUGUUUUACAAUUUUAAUACGUAUUAAUAACCAUAUCGACAAUGAAUUCUUUGUGGUGUAUCAGAAAAUAUAAUAAAGGAGCUUAGUUUAAAUAUCU
Messenger RNA from Cuscuta europaea, 528 nucleotides. Lineage: Eukaryota; Viridiplantae; Streptophyta; Magnoliopsida; Solanales; Convolvulaceae. The record is from the annotation of a GenBank genome assembly.